AUGGAUAUAACCAACUUAUGCCGUGGAUGUAUGACAGAACUAACACCGACCGAAGAAGAGAACUUAAAGACCACUUUGGAAAUGUUUUGUUUCUGCACUAAUAUUUUGGUAGGAGACGAUGAAACAUUACCACAACAGUUUUGUUGCGAAUGUAAGAAAAGCAUAGAAAGCGCGUUUGCAUUUAUUAAAAGAGCCCAAAACGUAAAUAUUACCCUUAGAAACUUGACAUGUAGAAACACUAGUGUUAUUGUACCAAAUAAACAAAAAGAUUCGAUCACAUUAACAUUACCUAGCUAUAAAUUAUGUGUGGGUGUCUCUAAUGAUCAUAAAAAUGAAAUUAUCAAUUCAAAUAAACCACUAUCUGACACCAACCAUAGCAAAGAUAGCUUAUUACCUGCUAUUAAACCAGAUUCUAAUGACCAAAAAGCUUCAAAACCAAAUAUAUGUCCUAUUUGCAAAAAAGGCUUUAUGUUUAAGUCGUGGCUUUCCAAACACAUGGAAGAGUGCUCUUAUCAGGAAUUUUUCUGUGCCAUCUGUACUAAAAGAUUCCAAAGCAAAUCAAAAUUAUCACAGCAUCUACUCAUUCAUUCCGAGGAGAGAAAGUUUUCCUGCAGCACAUGUGGAAGACAGUACAAGAGACGCAAACACUUGACAACGCAUAUCAAAACACAUUCCACAGAUAGACCAUUUGCUUGUGAAAAAUGUCCUAAAAAAUUUAAGUUGAAGAAAAUACUUCAGAGCCACAUGAAGUUACAUGAUCCUGUUAAGCAAUACCUCUGCUCAUUUUGCGGAUGGAGUAAUAAUCUUGCUAUGAACUUAGAAGCUCACCUCCGUACGCACACAGGCGCAAAGCCAUAUUCUUGCGACGUUUGUGAGUUUCGAACGGCCGCCGCUUGCUCGUUGCGGCGCCACAGGCUGCGUCACGCCCAGUGUCGUCCACACGUUUGUACGCGUUGUGGAAAAGCGUUCUACGAUUCUAGUGCUCUGAUGCGCCACACUCGCACCCACACAGGUGAACUACCCUACAAGUGUGCAUGGUGCCCACGGGCGUUUGUCGACAGCUGGAAACGCAAAAACCACCUCAUACGUGCUCAUGGGCUCGCGCUUGAAGAGAUUCCGCGCAUGCGCAAAGAUGGAGGCACUUAUUGA
Leptosia nina is the source of this 1149-nucleotide messenger RNA. The record is from the annotation of a GenBank genome assembly. Lineage: Eukaryota; Metazoa; Arthropoda; Insecta; Lepidoptera; Pieridae.